AGAUGCGCACCAGGCGCUACAGGCUGGGAGGAGCUUCGGGAUUUUUCCCACUUGUUCCAUGCCAGUCGCGAGUGAAGACUUCUUUGCCAAAGGACAUAUAGAGGGAAAGGUGUCAGCACAGGCUUGAUCAAGGAUCCUCCAACAAAAUGAGCCCGCCAGACACGUCCAACAGCAGCGGAGACGGGGACGCCAGCGAAACCGAAACUUCUGCUCUUCUCAACGACAGUCUGGGAUCGCACAAUCAUGGUUUCCACACAGACAUCACCAAACACCUCGGUGUGCAGAUCACCCUGAUUACAGCAUAUUCCCUCAUCAUCCUGCUGGGCCUGCUGGGAAAUGCUCUCGUCAUCUACAUGAUUAUUCGCUACAGAAACAUGCGAACAGUCACCAACUUCUUCAUAGCUAACCUGGCCCUGGCAGACCUCCUCGUAGACACUCUGUGCUUGCCCUUCACUUUGGUUUACACUUUGCUGGAUGAGUGGAAGUUUGGUGCCGUGCUGUGCCACAUGGUGCCCUUUGCCCAGGCCCUGAGUGUCCACGUUUCCAUCCUGACUCUGACCGUCAUCGCUCUGGAGCGCUACCGCUGCAUCGUCUUUCACCUCGGCCGCCGCCUCACGUGGAGCUCCAGCUUCCUCAUCAUGGCGCUCACCUGGACGGUGUCUGCCAUCCUGGCAGCACCGCUGGCCAUUUUCCGAGAGUACCGGAACGAGGAGAUCCCGUCCAUCGACCUGCACAUAGCCGUCUGCUCCGAGAAGUGGCCCCGCGGCACCAGCAGGGACGGAGUCAUCUACAGCCUCUCCAUGCUGCUCUUGCAGUACAUCAUUCCUUUAGCCAUCAUCAGUUAUGCUUACAUAUGCAUCUGGGUCAAGCUGAAGAAUCACAUCAGCCCGUCCAGCCGAAACGACAGCAUUGCGCGUCGCAAAAAGACCACCAAGAUGCUGGCGCUGGUGGUGGUGGUGUUCGCCAUCUGCUGGCUUCCGUUCCACGUGUUUCAGCUGGCCAGCGACCUGGACCUGGUGCUCAGGUUCCAGGAGUUCAAACUGAUAUACACGCUGUUUCACAUCGUGGCCAUGUGCUCAACGUUCGCCAACCCCCUCCUGUAUGGUUGGAUGAAUAAAAACUACAGGAACGGCUUCCUCAUGGUGUUUCGCUGUGAGGAUAAGCCGGAUUCUUUCCACACGGAGGGCUCAUUCAGGACCCGAUCCACACGAGCGCUGACUCUGAAUGGCCGUAACGGGGGGCACCCUCCCACUGCCGUAUGAGAUUCAUUCAGUUUAAAAUGCCUGUAGGGUAUGAACACCUCGUGCGCACCUCUGCUUCAUGGUGCUUGUGGUUCAAAAGUAGCCAUUCGACUUGAAUGGUCUGAUCUUGAGUAUCACAGUCACUGGAGAGGAUCCAAAGCUUUGCAUGCAAAUUGCUUUAUGUGAGGCCCUUCUUCCUUUUUUGAAUGGUACUAGUGAAAUACAUUUGUCAAGCCUAUUCAACUAUGUGUUAAAGAUGUUUACGUAAGUGUUAUUUAACUUAAUACAGUAUAUAAUGUGUUUUCUUGUAAAUGCAGACUCCUGUUGGUAAAUCAUGCCCAAUUUAUUAUAAUUGCCAGAGGGAAGCAGGUGGUUGCGACUGUGACAACAUUAUUUUUCAUACCCCUAUUUUCUGUAUUAAUUGGCUGUUCAAAAUAUGUUUGGAUGCUACUCACAAACCAAAGUUUAAUUCUUGAUUAAUUACCCAACAGCUUUUCCUGUAGAGUAACGUUUAGUGUUUGUCUCGGCAAUCCAAAGGAGGCGAUCGGUAAACCUCUGUCAGGUAAAUGGUCUUUUCUUGGCAACCAGUUGUUUCUGAUUAGAUGUUCCAGCAGGACUGCAGAAGAAUGGAACUGCAGUGGUCUGAAAGAGGUGAGACCAAGAUUAUCGACACUGACCUCUCAGAGAGUGGGCAGCUGCUUCGAGGAUAUAAAAGAGCAUUUAAACAAAAAAAGAAGUUAAAGCGACCAAUACCACAGUUCUCAUUCUGCUGUUAAAGUGUCUUUUGUUGAUGGUCUUUAAUGAAUUCUGAAACAUGAGGUGACCACAUGGCCUGUGAGUGUGAGCCACUGCUGUACACACAACUCCCAUCUCUGAUGUGAGCGUCAGAAGAAGUUGUGUUUGUGCCUCUUUGUCAAAUAAACAGACUUUGCUUUGAAGUGGUAUAUUUAAGUACCUCAAAUGUAUUUGCAUGCUGUCGGUUGGGAUGGACUCCAGCACCCUGUAUAGAAGAUGUAUGGAAAGAGUGAAGACUUCAUCUUACAUUAUACACCGCAGAUGUACAGAAAAGUGUUGAGCGCUGGUACCAUAAAUAAAGCACUCAGCUACUGGAGAAGCUUACAGUAAUCUCAUGUCUUGGAUCAUCUACAUAUAGGACAGACAUACUUCUUCCUCUUGAGCUUGCCAGUUGGAAAACCCAUCUGCACAUCAACAACAAUGGAAUAUGUUGUUUGUCAAAAGUCCUGCAAAUAGACUUUGGGCUUCAUUUUGGAGAACAAGUGGGUCAAGGUAAUCCAAUAAAGCAUUUAAUUAUGUGUCCUACGCAGUGUGAUUCAUUUUACA
This is a messenger RNA of Salarias fasciatus (jewelled blenny), 2582 nucleotides long. It is a transcript of the gene npy7r, whose product is annotated as neuropeptide Y receptor Y7. The coding region runs from base 147 to 1262 and encodes 371 amino acids. Gene Ontology annotation, cellular component: membrane. NCBI's taxonomy places the organism in Eukaryota, Metazoa, Chordata, Actinopteri, Blenniiformes, Blenniidae. Gene Ontology annotation, molecular function: neuropeptide Y receptor activity. The record is from RefSeq and is a predicted model, not a curated record. The transcript has 2 exons. Gene Ontology annotation, biological process: G protein-coupled receptor signaling pathway.